UCCUCUACAACUAGGUACUAUACCAUUCCCCAUCCCCAACCACAACAUCUCAACAUCAUACAACCAAAAUGGCCCAACCCACCAAGCAAGAAUACCACCACAUAACCCCCCACAACGCCAAAACCUUCGUCCUCACCCUCCUCGAAAAGAACAACAUCCCCGCAUCCCACGCCGAAACAAUAUCCCACGCCCUCAUCCAAGCCGACCUCCGCGGCGUCGACACCCACGGCAUAAACCGCCUCCCGUCCUACCUCGAACGUCUCCGGCGCGGCACCCUAAACGGGUCCGCAACCCCCACCAUAACGCAAACCACCCCCGUCGUAGCCCACAUCGACGGACAAAACGGGUUCGGGUUCGUCGCCGCGCACGCCGGCAUGCAAGCCGCCAUCGACUCGGCGCAGAUCUACGGGAUCGGGCUGGCGAGCGUGAAGCGCAGUAACCACUUCGGCAUGUCGGCGUGGCUGGUGCAGCAGGCGCUCGACAGCGGGAUGAUGAGUCUUGUGUUUACGAAUAGUUCGCCGGCGUUGCCUGCUUGGGGCGGGAGGGAGAAGCUGCUGGGGGUUAGUCCCAUUGCGUGUGGGGCGCCGGCGGGGGAGUCGCCGGCUUUUGUAUUGGAUAUGGCGCCUUCUGUUGCUGCGCGGGGGAAGAUCUAUAAGGCUGCGCGAAGGGGGGAGGAGAUCCCGGGGGAUUGGGCGCUUGAUGGGGAGGGGAAGAGGACGACUGAUGCGCGUGCUGCGCUGGAGGGCGUGAUGCUGCCUAUGGGGGGGCCGAAGGGGAGCGGGUUGGCGGUUAUGAUGGAUGUGUUUUCGGGGGUGUUGUCUGGGUCUGCGUUUGGGGGGAAUGUGGUUGGGCCGUAUGAUAGUGAGAAUGAGAGGGAGGCGGAUGUGGGGCAUUUUUUGGUGGCGAUUCGGCCGGAUUUGUUUAUGGGGUUGGAGGAGUUUAAGGAGAGGAUGGAUUAUUUGUAUAGGAGGGUUGUUGGGGGGGAGAGGAUGGAGGGGGUGGACAGGAUUUAUUAUCCUGGGGAGAUUGAGUUGAUUGUAAAGGAGGAGAGGAUGAGGGAGGGGAUUCCGUUUGUGGAGGGGGAGAUUGAGGCGUUGAAUAGGGAGGCGGAUAGGGUUGGGGCGCCGCGGUUGGUGGUGGGUUGA
Molecule: messenger RNA, 1145 nt
Organism: Aspergillus candidus
Lineage: Eukaryota; Fungi; Ascomycota; Eurotiomycetes; Eurotiales; Aspergillaceae
Product: Ldh family oxidoreductase
Exons: 1
Coding region: 69-1145 (358 amino acids)
Molecular function (GO): oxidoreductase activity
Source: RefSeq, a predicted model, not a curated record